Molecule: messenger RNA, 2238 nt
Organism: Diutina rugosa
Lineage: Eukaryota; Fungi; Ascomycota; Pichiomycetes; Serinales; Debaryomycetaceae
Gene: AKR1
Product: palmitoyltransferase
Exons: 1
Coding region: 1-2238 (745 amino acids)
Biological process (GO): protein palmitoylation
Cellular component (GO): Golgi membrane
Molecular function (GO): palmitoyltransferase activity; protein binding
Source: RefSeq, a predicted model, not a curated record
AUGGACGAAGUAGAGCUACGCCUGGUCGGAGACAAGCCGAAACGCUCGUCGAUACACUCGACGGAGGCCUUGCUUGACGCUGCUCUCACCGACGACUCGUUCCUCACCGAUGAAGACGACGCCCGCAACGGCGUUGAAGCCAAUGGCUCUAAUGGCGCCGCCCAGGCCCCCGUUUUGGACGAUGUCGACGAGUCAGCUGAGCUCCUGCCGCCAGCUCCUGAAGAUGAUAUCCUGAGGUUUAUGGCUGCCUGUCAGAUGGGCGAUUUAGCCGCUGUGGAACAGUUUAUCAAAGACGACCCUCAACUAGCCACUGCCUUUACCGACGAUGGCAUCACGGGGCUUCAUUGGGCAGCCAUCAACAACCGACUACUGGUGGUGCGGUUAUUGGUGGAGCUGGGCGCUGAUGCCAACGCCUUAGGGGGUGAGCUCCAGGCGUCCCCAUUGCACUGGGCGUGUCGUAAUGGGCUCGUGUACAUCGUUGACUACCUUUUGACUCAUGGCAACGCCGACCCUCGUCUCCGUGACGGACAGCUGUAUAACCUGUUGCAUUUAUCUGUCCACUCCAGCAAUAUUACUCUUGUUAUCUACUUGCUCCUCGUAUGUUGCGAUCCUCUGAGGCUGCAAGAACCUACCGCAGUAUACAUUGACGAAGUCGAUGAUCACCAGCGUACUCUGCUUCACUGGGCUGCCUACCAAGGAGACAUCAUGACGAUUAAUGCUUUGCUUCGUUUUGGUGCCGAUGUUACAAAACGAGACGACCAACAAUUCAUCCCUCUUCACUGGGCAUUCAUGCGAGGACAACGCAACACCCUUAGCCGAUUAGUCGAAGCGGGACUGGACAUAUUCGCUGAGAAUAAUGCCGGUAAGGAUUCGUUUGCCGUGGCUCGCGACAUGAACUGCGAACAGCUUUGGCUUAAGACUCUCCGCGAAGAAGGCCGUACGGCUAAAAAUAACUACGCCGCCCUGGUGAUUCUGCCACGGGGCCAAUUGAUAGCAAAGGUGGUGACGUUUUUCGCCCCGUAUUUGUUACUUCCCUUCUGCUUCGCAGUGUUAUCCUUUGGCUUAGGUUUGUUUGUGCCUAAGCUUUUCCUCGCUAUCGUUGCUUGUUUGGCUACUGCUGCCAUCAUUGUUGGCUUUGUCGCUCCAGUGUACAUCCGUGAAGAGGUGAUGUUAGCCAAAACCCCGUUCUUGGCGGGUGUCUUUUCGGGCACUGCCUUUUGGGCGAUUGUGCUGUUCUUGUGGGUGCUCUUCCCCAACUUGUGGCGGUCUCACUACUUCACCUGUGUGGCGAUGGCCGUCGUUAUUGGGGUGUUCUCGUUCUGCUUCUAUAAGACGAUGAUGCUCAACCCCGGGUACGUGCCGAUUCCUGCUGAUAACCAGGUCAUUUUGAGCCAGGUGCGUGAUCUCAUCAAAGCCGGCCGAUUUGACACCGACGACUUUGACGUCAACACCUUUGUUCGCAAACCCCUUCGACUGAGAUAUCUGCGCCAUCUGCGCCGGCUUAUUGCCCGGUACGAUCAUUACUGUCCCUGGGUGUACAAUGAAGUGGGUGUCCGCAAUCACAAGCUUUUCCUCGGAUUCGUCUAUGCGCUCAACCUAGCCAUUUUGCUCUUCAGUUACUUGACUCUCGCCUACUUCAACCGUCAACGCCACGCUCGUGAAGCCGAUGGAUACGACUCCGACGAGGACGAGUGCUGGUUGCUUAGCGAGGAUAUGUGCUACGGGUUCCGCAACCACCACUUCUUGUUCAACUUAAUGGUGUGGUGUUGUUUGCAGUAUGUGUGGUUGACGUUCGUCACCGUAGUGCAACUGUUCCAAGUGCUUCGAGGCGUGACUACCUGGGAACUCGCUCACCUACAAAGUGGACGCGGUCGUGACAGCACCUAUAACCAUCUGACGGUGCCGCUGGACUUCGGUCCCAAAGAGACGAACGUCCAUGACUUAACAGCGCCCAAGCCGGGUCUGCGGAACCAAUUAAACACCUGUAUGCGUAUUUUGGGGAUUGACCAAUUCGUGUUGACGGUGAAGAUGUAUCUUAAGAGUACCCUUGACGAAUCCGACCAACAAAGACUAGAGAUCCCCACCGAUUUUGGACCUAAGCAAAACUGGAUCGAUUUCUGGGUAUUGGGUGAACCCGACUGGCGCAACGUGUUUUUGUUGCCCAUUGAAGGUGAGGCCAACUUAGACGGCCAGGUCGUUGACUACUACCACUUGUACAGCUACCCCGAAAGGGCCUAG